AUGGAAGAAAGGAACACCACUCUCAAGAUCAGGCUAUGCUACUGCUUACCAUCGUUAGCGCUUUAUAUCUGUGCUAGUCGCCCUUUUCAAAGAGAAACGAUCAGCUGUUACUUCAGCAAAGUACUUUUAUUCCUUGCUUAUCACGCAAGCAAUAUUGGGCUUACCUCAAGCAGCAGAGUGGCUGGUAGAUCUUGGAGAGAGAUGGUGGUAGACCGAACUAACAAUUGCAAAAGAGGGAAAUAUGUGAUGGAUGACACACACAAAUGCAUGCAAGCACUACGUCCUCAAGAGAUUCCCACAUGGGAACGAAUACUCUUUGGUUGCAUUAUACUGAUUAUAGCUUCUAUCUCAUUGGUUCUAAAUAUUCUAUUAGCUAUUAUUGCCUCUACUAACCCCAUUUUUGACAAAUCGCUACACCUACGCUUGCAGCAACUGCAAAGUGUACCUCUCGUGCUUGCCGAUAGUAGCAUUUACUUUUUCCGGGCUAAAUUUCGUUAUAUAUUUUGCAAUAUUUAUGAAAAUUAUGCAGUUGACGACGAAGACAUCGACGCUUACAUCCUCACAAAUAAAGCGGAGAGAAGUAAAAUUGGUUAUUCAUUUCCUACUGAUUUGUGUGGCACAAUUCAUCGGAAGCACAUGUUUUUAUUCCUUGCCAAAUUUGAUGCACGGACAUAA
Messenger RNA from Cylicocyclus nassatus, 675 nucleotides. The record is from the annotation of a GenBank genome assembly. NCBI's taxonomy places the organism in Eukaryota, Metazoa, Nematoda, Chromadorea, Rhabditida, Strongylidae.